UCUCAAUUUGGCGUUGCUGGCAUCGUGCAUCCAACAUCGUUCGCCAUGGCAAAGACAAAAGCAGAUACAAAGAACACGGCCAAGUCACCCAAGACAAAAUCAAAAGCAAAAGUAAAGUCUGAGCCGAAGAAACCGGUAGCACCCCGCAAGAGAAAAGCGGACAGCAACAGCAACCCAUUUGACCUUCCUCCUGAUGUCGGUCAGGCUUCCAUUAUGAAGUUCACCCAGAAUCAGAAGACUCAACCUUCUGCAGUAUCACCGCCCAACGAUGCUCCCGUUGAUCAUCAAGUACAUGUGACUGAUGCCAAGGAUAUCGCAGUUGAGCAUGACCCACAGGAUGGACAUAUGGAUCUUGACAAGACAGUGAUUCCAGAGGUUUACCUGAACUUGAGCAGGGGACCACAUAUCAAUCUGUCAGAGAUUGUAGUGACAACCCGUGAAAAGACAACUGGACCAGUUUCUGUUUGGAGACCUAUCCUUGGUGACUUUGUGAGGUGUUUGUCUGAAGAUGAAGUGAACUUACUGGUUACCCAAUGCAAAAAUCACCCUCAGCUCGACGAACAUGUCAAAACGAUUUUGGCAACAUGUGGUAUCACUGGUGAAGAAUGGACAUUUGCUGAUCCAGAAGGUGACGUACUUGAAGAUGUUGAAGAAAUGAUUGUAUGGUUGGUUAGCGAAGAGCAUUCCAAUCGCGUCAAGUCGACACCAAUGACUGAAUCAACACCCAUGGAAGAUGUGUUGACUGCUGACAAUGCCACGACAGCGAACACAGCUUCUCCAGAGGCUGUCACGGCUCCCGUCAACACCGGCGAUGUCAUUGGCACGGAUCAGCAGGACUCUGAACUAGCGGAUGAAAAACCAGAUCUCUUUUCCAAGAUGAAAUCCAAAGUGGAUGCGCUCAUCUCACACCAGGCAUGCUCAGAUCAAGCUCAAGUUUCCGAAACUCGUCUUCUACAAGACAUGGUAGAGCUGUUUGACAGCUUUGAGGAGUUAUCAGCGACCAUGAUCACCAACAAGGACCUUUUUGCGAAGAACCUCAAGGCAUGGAAGCUCAUCGAGGAAGACAGUUCAGCUGCAUUUGCACCUGAUACCGGAAUCCCCUGGACUUCUGUAUGGUCAUGCAUCAAGAACCUCAUCACCAAGUUUUCUUCGGUUGAGGUAACAGACCAGACGAACUACAUCCAGAGCAUCAAGAAUGUGCUGGACGUCGCUCUGUCAUAUCAACUCAGUUCGCCGUAUGAAUCACAGGAGUUUUUGGAGACUGAUGAGGAAGACGCCCCUGACUCCAUACCAGAUGGGAUACAACCUGAUAUUACAGCUGACGCAAUCAUGCAGAGCUAUGCUCAGGCGAUGGUCGCCCGUGCAAUGGACAUUCCGGGUACGCAAGAGAAGAUUGCUAACCUUCGUCGAUCAUGGGCAAUCGCUAGCACAUGCACAGGAUGUGGUACAUUCGAGAUGUGUUUCCAACAUGUUGCUGAUGCAUUGUCGACCAGACUGCCAGUACACGAUGAUGAUGAGUUUUUAGUGAAUGUGACAAUGGCAUGCGAGUGUGAGAAAUUCAAGCAAGCGAACUUGAUCAAGCAGGUUCUGGAUCGCUCCACAUGUUUGUUCCAAGAUGUCACAUGUUUGGACAACAACACCGAGCGACAUUGCGUUGCACAUGAGAAAGCAUGUGAUUUGCCGUUGCAUCUCUUUUGCUUGGGCAGCAUGAUCCUGCUGACAGCCACAGAUUUCGGGUUGCCACAGCGACGGACACGACUGUUCAUCUUGGGGGUGAGUACAUCACGUGCAGCUGCAGAGCUUCAUAAUCCCCCUUCGGAUGUGUUGGACACCGCGCUUGGUACAUAUCUUCCCAAGUUCAAGACGACUCCGUUACAGGUGGAUGACUUUCUGCUUCGUGACACAGACGAGUUUGUGCAAGACGAACUCCGCAGGCGUCAGAAAGUGCGACACGAUCGUUCGAAGCGACAAUCCGGUGAUGUUCAGGAUGAUCAAGAUUUUGACUUGGACAAUUCAUUACGUGGUGGGAAGUGGAAAGAAACACAUAUGGCAAUGGCAAAUGCCAGUGGCGUCAAUUGGCCGUUGCAAACUCCGGACGAUCUCGAGAAAAACGAAUGGUUCAAUACCCUCCCGCUUCGUGAACGUGAGGUCGUGAUAUUUGUGAUGAACAAGAACAAGGACAACAGCUCCACAGAUGAACCGUUGGUGCGCUUUGCUGACUUGUACCACAGCGCCAAUAGGACUCCGAUGUCUUCACAUGACGUUGUACCAACGAUCCUGCCGUCGGGAACGGUGUGGGAUUGCAAGCGUGGCCGGCUUUUACUUGGCAUGGAACAGCUUGCGCUACAAGGUAUCCAAUUCGAAUCACCGGACAUCCUGACCAACAACCAGAACCAGGAUUUGGCCGGCAAUGCGUUUCCUUCGACGAUUAUGAUUGCGCUGCAGAUCUCAAUGAUAUGCUCUUUAGAUUAUCCAUCGACUUCGGAUGACUUGGCCAUGGAUGCGAUCCAGCAAUGUCUGAACAGACUUCGUUGAGAUGAGAAAAGUCAACUCAACUACCUUUUUUCGUAUGGUAGUUCUUUCCUGAAUGGAAUGGAAUCGACACGUAGCUUUUAGAGCUGCACUGUAGAGAGUGUUUUCACUUCACAGAAGAUCCAGCAGAGGAGUCAAC
Cladocopium goreaui is the source of this 2671-nucleotide messenger RNA. Lineage: Eukaryota; Dinophyceae; Suessiales; Symbiodiniaceae. The record is from the annotation of a GenBank genome assembly.